CAGGGGACGAGCUCUUGGAGCUGCACGUCGUGCACAUCGUCCAGCCCUUCUCACUGGACUGCCCGACCCAAAAUGCCGCCCGUCUCUCCUGACCCUUGAUUUCUGGAGCGGGGGGCCAUGAUGAGCGAUCGAUGGUAUUGGCCAUGUAAUGCAGGUGCUUGAACAAGAACCGGAAAGUCCUUGCAGUUGUUGCUUCCGCCCGUCAGUAAUAAUGCGCUCCUUCUGCCCUACAACUUCUUCCCGAUCCUCUUUUCAUCUUUUCUCCAUCGCCGACGCCAGAACCAUAUUCCCAUACUGGACAGAUACAUAUCGCAAGGCCGAUAUCGAUUUGUCGUUAGUGCCGCCAACAACGUGAUUAGGAAGACAGUCGAGCUAGAAACGAGCGCUGUGAUAUUCUAUACGAAGGUGGAUCCCUGGCAGCCGCGUUACAAAAAGACGGCACUCACCACGUCGAUUAAUACACUCGCCAACUCCUGUCGCGAGCUUUCAUCUCACCCGCCUGCGCGAGAAGUCGGUACCAUUUAGAAAAUUUGGAGGGUUUAUUCUUGAUUGUUAGUCGCUGUGCGACGAGAGGGGCUUGCGUGUAAUUUCUCGUAUCACCUGUUGUCUUUAUCGAAGGAGUAUAAAAUCUACCACGAUGCUGUCAUCAGUAUUAUUAGCCGUGCUCGCAUCAACCUUAGCGUCGGCCCAUACAGUCAUCACCUACCCAGGAUGGAGAGGAGACAACCUCAUCACGAACUCUUCGUGGCCAUACGGCAUGCAGUGGACCUAUCCAUGCGGCGGUAUUCCACUGACGACGAAUAGGACGUAUUGGCCCACUACGGGUGGCGCUGUCGCGUUCCAGCCGGGUUGGUUCCAAGGGCAUCAGACGGCAUUCUUAUAUAUCAACUUAGGCUUCGGCACCACCGGGCCGGAUGGAGGGCCGGAAAAUAUGUCAUUUCCUAUGAUCGCACCUUUUCAGCUUCUCGGCCCUUCGAAGGGUCCGUAUCCCGGGACCGUCUGUCUGCCACAGGUACCACUGCCCGCGAACAUGUCUUUCAACCCCGGUGACAACGCGACGCUGCAGGUCGUCGAAAUAGCGCAGCACGGAGCUGCCCUUUUCUCGUGUGCUGAUAUCACAUUUGCUGCACCCGGUGACGAGAAGAUCGCCAAAGUAAACGAAUCUAAUUGCUUUAAUAGCACCGACCUCGGCUUCGCCGAGAUCUAUACAAUCACGACUCAAGAGAUAGGCGCUGCUGCCAAUAUGACCACCAGCAGCGCCUCUAGGUUUCUCUACCGGAGCUCUUCUGCGUGGAGCUGGCUGGGUUAUUUACCCUUGGCUGCAUGCUCUCUCUGGUUCUUACUGUAAAUAUUACCUAGUGAAUGGGUUGAGUACUACUCAAUAUAGAGAUGGGCUAAGAAGUGAGACGAGCGGAUUUUCUUCAUUUUAACCUUUUGUAUCUAUACCAUUUGGCAUCUUAAACCGGCGCACGGAGCGGAGGGAUGAAACUUUUUUUUUUUUUCAAUGGCUGUGGGUAAGUCUCCCAAUGCCAGCGAGGCUCUAUAAUUACAAGGGAGAAAGGAUGUGCGGAUUUGAUAUCAGGUACCUACCUACCUACUUAGGUACCUAGCUAUACCCCUUCUCUCUCUCGGACUGAGAUUCCAUAUCAUCUCUAACACUAGGUAUCUUGGGGAUCACCAGGUAGAUAUUGUUCCUCAGAUAUUAUGAACGAAAAAAUUCUACAAGAUUCUUAUUA
Molecule: messenger RNA, 1736 nt
Organism: Annulohypoxylon maeteangense
Lineage: Eukaryota; Fungi; Ascomycota; Sordariomycetes; Xylariales; Hypoxylaceae
Exons: 3
Coding region: 638-1348 (236 amino acids)
Source: RefSeq, a predicted model, not a curated record